CACCUUUACACGGACUGGACACGCCCUGAUGGCAAACAAUAUAGCAGGUCCUGGUGAAUAAUUUACGGGCAUGUAAGCACUCACAGAUACCACAGAUCAUCGUGGACCGUUUCAGGCUGAUGAGUAGGCCGAGCACGGGAGGAUCGGGAAACCGUGUGACCCCUGGCGAGGUUAGUCCGGAACUCCCCCCGGUAGAGAUCGUGUACCCGUCCGCCGUACCAGGCGCUUGGCCUCACAACAUGUCGGGGUCCUACACGCUAAAGGGGGACCUGGCCGGGCUGGAAAACGGCGCCAUGGAGCUGCAGGAGUCGCCCGGCAAGCCGGCCGUGGUCGACAUCGAUGAUCCCAGGCCUCCUGGGCCCGAGAGGGAGCCAGACGGAGGGUUGAGGCGGUGGGAGAGCGCGGAAGCCCUGAACAUCUCUCUACACCAGGCUGCCAGAGAUGGGGAUGAAGAGGUUGUGAAGAAAGUGCUGAGCCGCUUUUCCGGCAAUUUGAAGCGGAAGAAAAUUAACGAACUAGACGAGGAGAAGCUGUGUCCGCUACACUACGCCGCCAGGAACAACGACUACCAAAUGGUCAAGCUGUUGGUGGAGAAUGGAGCAGAUGUGAAUCGUAAAGGAGAAGAUGACACCAGGGCAAUCCACUUUGCUGCUCGCUUCAGGAGGCUGAAGAGGGAGCAGUCAGAGGAGCAGAUCAACGAGGCAGUGUUGAGCCAGCAGGACAGCGUGAUCCAGUACCUGGUGUCGCAGGGCGUCCAUGUGAACGAGAAGGACUACUACGGUCAGACAGCGCUGCACUUCGCCUGCAUCAGGGACAACGCAACAGCGGCACAAGACUUGCUGCGCUGUGAGGGAAUAAAUGUCGAGGCCAAAGACAAACAGGAGAUGACAGCCCUCCAUCUCUGCGCCAUCCACGAGUCUAACGAGAUCGGCGCGAUGUUGAUCGCAGCCGGAGCGAACCUGCGUGCGUGUGAGGAGGAACUGCUGACACCUCUCCACUUCGCCUGCCAGUCUGGGAACCUGAAGCUCGCCCAGAUGCUGUUUGAUGCUGCAGAGAAACUGGACGGCUGGGUCACCAUAUCCCAGAUGGUGACUGACCAGGACAAUGAUGAGAACACCUGCCUGCACAUGGCAGUGGACAAUGGGGAGCUGGAGCUGGUACAGCUCUGCCUGGAGAAAGGUGCUGAUGUGAACAGACCUCGGACAAACUUCGCCACACCGCUCCAUCUGGCCUGUGUGUCGGGAAACCUGGACAUUGUCAAACUUCUGCUGGCGCACAACGCUCGCUCCAAUGCCCUGAACGUCAACCAGGAGGCACCUAUACACAAGGCUGCCAGCUUUAACCAUGCACAUGUGGUCAAGUACCUGCUGGAGAAGGGUGCCCAGGUAGACAGGAGGGAGAAGGAUAACUUCACCCCACUACUGCUGGCAGCCUCUGAGGGCCACGUGGAGACAAUCCAGAUGCUGUUGGACAACAAGGCGAACAUCGCCGCUGUGGACAAGUAUGACAAGACUGCCAUAUACUGGGCAGCACAGGAGGACAGGCUAGAUGCUCUACAGGUAUUACUGGACCACCCCCUGGCAGAGUCCCUGUUGGAAGAGUCCGACCGCUACGACAACACCCCCCUGCACAUCUCAGCUGAGAAGGGGUACCUUGGAUGUGUGAAGGCCUUGCUGGACAAGGGUGCAUACAUUGAUACCAAGAAUGAAGAAGAGCAGAUGGCACUUCACCUUGCAGCUAAGAGUGGCAGGACAAAGGUGGUUCGAGAACUGGUCAAGAGAGACAAGACCAUUAUCAACGGGGAGGACGAGAACUCCUGCACACCGCUGCACCUGGCUUCCAUCGCAGGUCAUACCAAGGUGGUGCAGGUGCUGCUGGAGGCAGGUGCCAACAUCGAGGCCAGAAACACCAAUGGCUGGACCCCGCUUGACUGUGCAGCAGCAGAGGGAUGGACCAAAACUGCCAUGGCCCUUCUAGAUGACGACUCCCCUGUGGACCCUACUGAUAAGGCCAAGACUACUCCGCUGCACCUGGCGUCCUCCCGCGGCCACGUGGAGAUGGUGGAACUCCUGCUGAAGUGGAACGCGAACAUCGCCCUCAAGAACGACGCUGGUCUGAACUGUCUGGACCUGGCCAUAGACAAUGGCCACAAGGACACGGCAGCAGUGAUUGUCAAUGAUGAAAACUGGGAGAUGGCAAUGCGAAACAAAACAACUGAUCUGGCAACAGGGAUGGCGACCACUCCCAUGAGGAAACUCAUCCGGAAGAUGCCAUCGGUUGCUGAGCUCGUCUUCAACAAGUGUACCACAUCCAAUGGUCUGAAUCCUGAACACAAGAAGUAUGAGAUCACCUUCAACUACGAGUUUCUGGAUGACAUGUACGCACCAUGGCUUCAGGACAUCGACAGCGAGAAGAUGUCAAUCAUGAGUGGUGAGAGCAACGAGGUCUACGACAAGGAGAACUAUGUGAAGGAGGGGGUGCAGGCAUACUCAACUGACUCCAAUGUGCUGAAGAAGAACCACCCUCUACAGAUAAUGGUUAUCUCCAAGCGAGAGCACCUUCUGGCCCACCCCCUGUCCACCAGCCUCCUGCGACACAAAUGGACCAAAUAUGGGCGAUACAUCUACUACUUCUCCCUCGCCCUCUAUCUCCUCUUCCUCACCUUCCUCACCGGCUACCUGGUCACCGUUCGACCGCCGUAUGUUGAUUCCGCUGACAAUGAAACCCAGGCAUCUUGGGAAAGAUGGUCAACAAACAACACCUCUGUCAUCUUGGUCUUCACUGUCGUCGGAAAGUUCAUUAUAUUGGGCUUGGCAGCCUUCCAUAUCAUUAAAGAGGUGGUGCAGAUGUUCGUUCAGCGGUCAGACUACCUGACAGUAGAAAACCUGCUGGAGUGGACGCUGUACACGCUGUCUGUUCUGUUCGUCAUCGACCUGAAGGCAGAAGACUGGAUCAGCUCAACUCAGCCCAUGAAAGAGAACUGGCAGUGGGAGGUCGGAGCUGUCGCCAUCUUCCUGGCAUGGAUGGACCUCAUCCUCUUCAUCCGCAAGUUCCCGCGGUUCGGCAUCUACGUGGUGAUGUUCACCGACAUCCUGACAACCUUCCUCAAGUUCGCUGUGGUUUUCUUCCUGUUUGUUGUGGCUUUUGCGCUGUGCUUCUACGCACUGGUCUCCAAUCAGUUCUCAUUCAGAACUGUGGACGUCUCCUUGGUGAAGACUGCAGUGAUGAUGAUCGGAGAGUUUGAGUUUGACUCCAUGUUCCACACGUUUGAAGACAAAGGAGAUUUAGCCGAGUAUUCAGAUCAACUGUUCUACGGACCAGUCACCUACAUCAUCUUUGUGGUGUUCUUGAUCGUUGGUUCCAUCAUCAUCAUGAACCUCUUGGUUGGUCUGGCUGUAGAUGACAUCAAAGGUGUGCAGGAGGAGGCUGUGUUGGAGAGACUGGCCAUGCAGGUGGACUUGACCUUGGAUGUGGAACAGAACCUUCCGGAGUUCAUCCGUAAGAGGUUUGUGAGAAAGUCGGAGACGAUGAGGCCCAACGGCAUCCACACCACUGCCCUGAAGGCCUGGCUGUUCUCCGACAGUGCAACAUCUGCACAAGCCAUCGCAAAGGCACUCAACCCAGAGAAGACUGAGAUAGAGAAGCUCCAGGAGCAGCAGGAGGAACUGAUGGGUGUGGUGAACGAGCUUCGGUACCGAGUCAAGAACAUGAAGUACCAGAACGACCGGCUGGAGGAGCUGCUCAACGCACUGGUCGACCAUUCAGGGCUCAAAGUGGACGAGGAAGACAAGAUUGAACAUGAAGUGAGGUGGAGAAGACAUGAGAGUAUCAACCCUAUGGCAAAUGUGUACCAUGCCUUCAGAUUGAAAAGGACGGUGCACAACGUAUGAUGAAGUCACGCCCCGGCAUGGCAAGGACAAAAGAAAAGUGAUGCCUUGGAAAUUCCCCGGCAUGUUAGCUAACAUCACCACCUAUCAUAUACUAUGUAAUUGUGGGAAAGCAUGGGGUUAGAUGUACCUAAUCUGUACGAAUACGCAGGAGUUUGGUCCACUUAUGAUCCCAAAGUUCAGCAUGACUCUGUAUUUUAUACGACAUUCACUGCAUGUACAAAGCAAUUUAAUCCUGUAGUGGUGUGAGUAAUAAACGUACUAUAUUUACAUUCAUUUGUUGAUGUAAAUUCCUGUCUUAAACCAAUCCCAACCCCACUCACCCACAGACAACCAACCAACCCCCGCCCGCCCCAGGCCAAUUUAUAUACACUACCAUUUUAGAAAAGUGAUAGAAUAAGAUAGUACAAUUGGAAAAGCAGAAGAUUUGGGGAGAUUACUUCAUGGUUUAUUAUCAGAUUUUUUUUCUUAAAGUUUUGAAGCUAUUUUGAGGAUUUUAUUUGUAAAGAGUGUAUUGUGAUUAUGGCUGUUUUGAACCCACCUCAAAUAUUUGUACAUUAUGACAAAUUGUUUUAAAGAUUUGAAAACACGUAAGAAAAUGGAUGCCAAAGAAAAGAUGUUAGAUUUUCUGUAAACAGUAAUUGUUUGGUAUAAUCAAACUAAGGUAAAUGCUGGUAAUAGAAAUAUUUGUGUGUGUGUUUGACAUAUAGAUAAAAUUUAGUUUUAAGUUUUAAGCUUGCAAGAUUAUGUGUCACAUUGACAAGCCUGCUUUUAUAGUCACUACAGAUAAAUUUAUGUGAAACUAAGGAACUGUAGACAACUAUAUAAGGAUAAGGAAUCUUGCGCUCUCUCAGAGGAAUAAGUAAGGAAACUUGAUGUUCAAGUGAUGUGCUACAGAAUAAGUCAUUUAGAGUGUGUACACAUGUAGUGGUUUAUGCCAGGUUAAAUGUUUCAUCUCUUGGACAAGAGUGUGUUUUGCUCUAACAGGCCAGAACAUAUUCUUAUCAUAUUCAGGCACAUGAUGAGAAGGCCACAAUUUUCCCCCACCAACUUCUGCUUGGAGAGUAUCUUCAAGCUACACAAAAGUACCACACUCUCUGGGUGGCAAUUUCUUAUUCUGCCACCAAAUGUGGUCUUUUUGUAUGAAAGAAAUAGUUUUCCAUUAUUUUGGAAGAUUUUGAAAAUUAGUUGUAACCAUUUGACACAAAGAUCAUUAAUACAUUUUUAUGACUCACCAUGUUCACCAGAUUGCUCUGUGUGUCAACCAACUCCAACGUAUGUUUUUUACAGAAUUUUAACUCAGGUAUGUAUUACUGGCCAGGGGAGGUCAAUAGACCUCUCUUUGACCUUUGAACAAUUCACACUACGCAAUGUCACAGCUCUAUUGUGUGAGUUUUUAAUGGUAACUUUAUAUAAACCUACAGUAGACAUUUAUACUCUGAAGGAGUAUUUUUUACCAAAAUUGAACAGAAAAGGUCACACUAUGGUCUACAACAGCAGAGAGAAUACAAACAUUACAUUUUUUUUAAAUUUCAGAAUCAAAGAGCAAAUCUUCAUAGAGCAAAUCUCAAAUGUUACAGUAUCUGCUCUAGUUAGCACCACCACCAGAUGUUUAAUAUAAAAAAAAUAUAGUGGUGAAGCAACAUAGGUUAACAAAAAACUCUCCAAAAUCUUUGGUUGGGAUUACAUGAUAUAUUUAGGGAAAGUUGUAGAAUAUUUCGUCAUGAAUUUUGACUUAUGAAUUUUGUUAUAUUUCGCAUAUGGUAGAGCCUUGAAUUUUGUAUAUGUGCAACUUAUAAAAGAAAUAUAUUAUAAGAUCUCAAGAAUAUGUUCAACUUGAUAUUUAGUACCUUUAUCUGCCAUGAAUGUUUUGUUAGUUUGGGCAAAUGUCCCCCCCCCCCCCCCCAACCAUCAAUUUUGAGAUAUGAAUUUGUCUACCUUACUCCAAAAACACUUGAAUGCAAUAUUACAACAUCUUAAAAGGAAUGUAGGUUUGAACAUUUCAUAUUAAAUCUCUUGAAAUAUUUUGUUACAUUUUGAAAUAAUAACAAAUUUAUAUUUAAAAGAAGCAAUGUUAUAGUUGUCAAUAGACUAUAGAAUGUAGUCUACAUAGAGGUCCUAUGUCUAAGUGUUUUUGUCUGUAUGACCAAGGCCGUAAAUUAUUUGAUGUGAUUGUUAGAAUCUAAUAAAAGACUUUUGUGUCUUUGCAAUGAUA
Molecule: messenger RNA, 6102 nt
Organism: Branchiostoma floridae (Florida lancelet)
Lineage: Eukaryota; Metazoa; Chordata; Leptocardii; Amphioxiformes; Branchiostomatidae
Product: transient receptor potential cation channel subfamily A member 1 homolog
Exons: 25
Coding region: 120-3890 (1256 amino acids)
Biological process (GO): transmembrane transport; monoatomic ion transport
Cellular component (GO): membrane
Molecular function (GO): monoatomic ion channel activity; protein binding
Source: RefSeq, a predicted model, not a curated record